CUGUGCCAGAAAGCACAAACAUUCCCACGUGAUGAUGGAGUUUGCUGCUCCCUCCCUCACUUUGCGCACAAUAGCGCGCUGGUGCACACACUCGCCGAGCGGAGCUUAAACUCGGUCAGUCUGGCUUUAGUGAACUUUCCGCCUUUAAGACGCCGUUUUGAGGAAUCUACGUUCUGGGAAAUACUCGCAGCUUCCCGUUUCCACACAAGGGAGUGAGAGAGAUACUGCUUUUCUUUCUUCAAAUGGGAGUUACAUGCGCGCUUGAAACUUUGGCUCCUUUUUCUAAUCAGUGAUUGUCGUUUCGCUCGAAACAUGCCGGAGCGGUUGAGCAUUUCGGACUUUGUCGUCCUGACAAACGAGGAUCUGUCUUCCUCGGGGACUUCCAGCUUCCAGUCCAAGAUGAGUGACUGUCGGAACACGGUUUCCAACGUGGAAGAGUCUAUGGAGAUGGACCACACAACUCUGCAGAGGAUGAAGAAGUUGAUCAAAGCUAUACACACCUCUGGACUCUCACAUGUGGACAACAAGGAGCAGUAUAUCGAGGUGCUGGAGAACCUGGGAAACAGCCACCUGACCCAGGACAACAAUGAAGUCUCCACAGGCUUCCUGAACUUGGCAGUGUUCACCAGAGAGGUCACUGCCCUCUUCAAGAAUCUGGUGCAAAACCUCAACAAUAUCAUGGCAUUUCCUCUGGAAAAUGUGCUGAAGACAGAACUGCGGGACAGCAGACUAGAGCUCAAGAAAAACAUGGAGAAGAGUUGGAAGGAUUACGACGUGAAAAUAGGGAAGCUUGAGAAGGAGAGGAAGGAGAAGACCAGGCAGCUGGGUCUGAUCAGGACUGAGGGAUCAGAUGGAGGGGAGGACAUGGAGAGAGAGAGGAGGAUGUUCCAGCUGCAGAUGUGUGAGUACCUUUUGAAGAUGCAGGAGCUGAAGGUGCGUCAGGGCCCUGAUCUUCUCCAGAGCCUCAUUAAAUAUUUCCAAGCCCAGCUCAGUUUCUUCCAGGAUGGGCUGAAAGCUGCAGAGAAUCUUGCUCCCUUCAUCGAGAAGCUUGCUUCUUCCAUUCACACGGUGCGUGUGGACCAGGACGAGGAAGUAAAACAGCUCACUCAGUUAAAGGAUUCUCUCAGAUCAUUUCUGCAAGUGGAGGGAAAAGAGGAGUACCUGAACAGGAAAAACUCUGGCAACGGGUACAGCAUCCACCAGCCACAAGGAAACAAGAAGUAUGGGACGGAGAAAUCAGGCUUCCUGCUCAAGAAAAGUGAUGGGAUCAGGAAGGUUUGGCAGAAGAGAAAGUGCGGAGUCAAAUUUGGCUGCCUGACCAUUUCCCACAGUACGAUCAAUCGACCUCCAGCCAAGCUGAACCUUCUGACCUGUCAGGUGCGACCGAACCCAGAGGACAGGAGGACCUUUGACCUGGUCACUCAUAACCGGACGUAUCAUUUCCAAGCUGAAGAUGAGCAGGAAUGUUUGAUUUGGGUGUCAGUGCUGCAGAACAGUAAAGAGGAGGCCUUGAACACGGCUUUGGGAGGAGAUCAGCUUCACCUCCAGGACAGCGGGCUCCAGGAACUAUCCCGUGCCAUUAUCGCUGAGCUUCGACACAUGCCCGGCAAUGAGGCCUGUGCAGACUGUGGAGCUCCAGAUCCAACAUGGCUGUCCACCAAUCUGGGCAUCCUGACCUGCAUCGAGUGCUCUGGUAUCCACAGAGAGCUGGGAGUGCACUACUCCAGGAUUCAGUCUCUUACUCUGGACCUGCUGAGCACCUCUGAACUACUGUUGGCUGUCAGUAUUGGAAACACCAGAUUCAAUGACAUCAUGGAGGCAGGCCUGCCGAAUGACUCUGUCAAACCAUUGCCACAAAGUGACAUGAAUGCCAGGAAGGAGUACAUUGUGGCAAAAUACGCUGAACGUCGCUACGUCCUUCGUAGAGAAGAAGCGAAUCCAGGCCGGCUGUAUGACGCCGUGAGGAGCCGCGACAUCACUUCCCUUCUGCAGCUCUACGCAGAGGGAGCAGACCUGACCAAACCGGUCACACUCCCUGAAGGACAGGGAAUCAAAGAGACGGCUCUUCAUCUUGCUGUGCGUCUGGAGGAAAGAAGCUCCCUGGCGCUGGUGGAUUUCCUCUGUCAGAACAGCAACUGUCUGGAGAAGAGAACAGCAGAAGGGAACACAGCUCUUCAUUACAGCGUCCUUCAUCACAAGCCAGAAUCUCUCAAGUUACUGCUCAAGGCAAAGGCAGCUCUUCACACAGUGAACUCAGGAGGAGAGUCGGCUCUGGAUGUUGCCAAGAGGCUGCAACACACACAAUGCAUUGAGCUGUUGGAGCUCGCCCAGAGUGGGAAGUUUAACUCUCAGAUCCAUGUGGAGUUCAUGUGGGAGACACAGUCCCAGGAGUUCUAUGACAGCGAGGAUGACCUGGAUGAGAGGGUGAGCCCUUUACCUAAAAAUCGUUCUCCUCCAUCCUUGAAUGGAGGUCAUGGAUCUGCCUUUGCCCGCUGGAGUGGGAAUAAUGGUGCCAAUCCUGGUAGCAGGCCUUGUCAGACUUAUGAGAAUCUAGACUUCCUUUAUGGAAGUCCUCCUGCCAAUAGUGCCCCUUCUGGAGCAUCAAUGCCACCACCACUGCCAGCUAAAUCCAUCCAGAGAGGUCGCUCAGACCCGCAGAUUUCAAUCACAGCACAGGAAGGAAACCCUCUUCCACGACGCUGCUCUAACCCGGUCUCCCACUCAUCUAGUCCCAAGUCGCAGGCGAGACACAGCACACAUUCACCCAAUACAGACCACCAAGCUGGGAGAGCCCCGAGGUCCCCCCACGGACAGGGAGGUCUGCUCAAGUCACAGAGGCAGACGUGGGAGGGCCAACCCGGUGCUAGUUCAGGGUCUCAGAAUCACAUAGGACCUGUCAGUUCAGAGAAGACCACGUCAUACCGUCGCACCAGCAGUGGAGGAGGCAGCCAGGGAAAGUGUGGCGUUUUGUCUCCGAGCUGUGUGGGCAGCCAGGAGGAGCUUUACUGCAGCUUAGUUGGGAAUAGUACUAACCUGACCCUGGCCCCUGCUCCCACAUCUUCAUCCUCACCUGCCGUGACCUGUGCACCGCGACCCCGCAGGAACGCUAUGGUUUCUGGCAGUAGGCCACAUCAGAAGCGUGUCAAGGCUUUGGUGGACUGUAGAGCAGUCAGCUCCGAGCAGCUCGCCUUUUUUAAAGAUGAAAUCAUUGUGGUCACGGCCACUAAUGACCCCCACUGGUGGGUUGGCCACAUAGAAGGGGAACCAUCCAGGAGUGGCACCUUCCCUGUCAACUAUGUACACAAACUGACAGACUGAAGGGAAUGUACUUCAAAACAGUGGAACUAAACCAUGUCAACCAUGGAAGAUUCUCAUCACAAAGUGGAAUUUCUCUACAAAGGAGGACAGUGUUAUUUUCAUGGAACUAACUCAAACCAGAAGGAUGGAGCAAACAGAGAAUGUUUCCACAUGAGGAUGUACUGUCCAAGGGACACCUGAAGAUGUAAAUGACGCUGGUUUUGGGGGGUUAUCCCCUUUUUAACAUUUCCUAAUUCUAGAAACCAGCAAAGAAACUGAAAAUCAUAAUGACUUUUAGCCCUGAACCGCUGUUAAACGGUACAAAGGUAAAAAGCGUAUGUGGUUGGGGUACAAUCUGCUCUUAUUUCCAUUGAACUAUUAAUCACACGUUUGUACAGCAGAUGCUGAAGUUUGUCUAGAUUCAUCUAGGACUUGUACAUAGAGGCGAAACUUACCUGCAGGGCAAAACCCUUUAAGGCACUUUAAUCAGAAGAAAACUUCUGAAGAGUUGGCAGAGCUCUACAUGCGUACCAAUCCAGCUGCUGAAUAGGGAAGUAGCUGCUUUUUGUUCUCAGUGGAAACUCUCUAGUCUUUUAAAUCACAGGAUACCGAGACUAAGAUAUGAGCUUCAAACGUGCCCAGUGUCUGCUGAGGCCUGCCUACCCGUCCUGGGACAUGCCUGCCAGUCUGUCUACAACAAAAGCGGCAGGCGCCUGGGCAGCCCAAAGAGAGAUCUGAAACUUAAGCUCAGCCAUUUCCACACCGGGCAUAGCUCACAGGCUGCACGGAGAGUGGAGGAUCCAAUUUCUUCUGGCUCCGGGCAACAAUCUCUGGAGAACCUGGAAUAAUGGUGGUGUUGGGAGAAAAAAAAAAGACUCUUUCUGUCCUACCAGGAAAUGGCACUUAAAGAGGGCUUUUUAGUAACAGCACCAUGCUGCAGUAAUUUGUUCAGUAAGCACACGCUCACACUGUAGUCCCACAUGUUUCGCACCAGAUAUACACAAGCACACUUGCACUUAAUGUAAACACACAAACCUUUUAAAAAGAAAGCAGGGCUGGGAGCGAGAGAGGUGUCGUUGCUCUACUUGUUAUACCAGAGAAAAAUUAACAAAAUAUAACUCCUUUCACAGUUAUUACAUCAAAUUUGUUGUACAUACUUAUCUCAAAUUUAUAUAUACUCAUGUACAGUAUAUAUCACGUGUGUCCUCAUCUGUUGUGCAUCAGAAAGGACUGUAUCAUAACAGAUGGUGUUAUUUCAUGUCAUUAAUUUGAUGCCAUAUGCCCUCUUUGCUGUUUUAGUUUGUUGUCUGAAUGGCUGUCAGACAGAAAAGAGAAGGGACAGUUAGAUAUGUCUCACUUAAACAAACCAGUCUUUUUCCUUGCCCAUGUUUCUGUUGAUAUUGUUACAGUAUUGAUGUUUAAGAGGAUGUCAUUAGACUACAGCUGUAAGUAGGAGCUUAUUUCAUUCAGUAUAUUUGUAACAUACACAUUAAACGUGCUUAAUUAAGAUCAGUUUUGUCUUUUAAAUUGUAUUUGAUAAUAUUUUUCUGUAACUAGUAUACAGACCAAGUAUGGAGUCUUUUAUGUCCGGUACGAGCACAUGUUGCUUAAAUUAUUCAGUGAGUGGUGGCACAUCUAAACCUACAUCCUAGAACUUCUUCCUAAUGUGUUAAAACUUUAAUAGAAUUGGCUGAAUGUCAGCUUUGGAGAGCAAUCAAACAGCUAAAAAUGUAAUAAUUUCACAUUCUGAAGAACAUUGUGGCGACUUGUAAUGCUAAGUAUACACUUAACAUUCAAAAUAUGUACAUUUAAAUUCACACAUGAACUAAAAUUACAUCUUAGCCCAGUGUCAGAUUAGCAAAAAAAAGUUUUGCUUAUAAAUAUGCUCACAAAUUCCAAUGUUUAAAGGCAAAAAUGGCAUAAAUAUUCAUAAUAUUUUAAACUAAAACAAUCUGCAUUCACAUUUAAACAGUUAUAUUUGCAUGUCUCUCUUCAUUUCCUGACUUCCUCAGCUUUUUUUUUCUUCCUCCAAAUCUGUAUGCUUUGACAAAGCUACAUUCCGUCAGCCAUCUCUUUUGGUAGCUGUCCUUCUAGCCUCAUCCAGCCUCAUUCUGUCUGCUUCCGGAUGUUACUUUGCCCUGACCCUCUGUCCCAGAGCCAGGAUGAUGAAAUUCCAACCUGUCACUUGCAUAAGCAGUCACCUCACUAAGGGCCAGGAUAACACACCAUGCUACAGCCUGUUUUGUUCUGCCAGCCAGAGUAACCCAGACACACACCCAUAUCUCCCCCAUUAACCCUGCCUGCCUGUACUAAUGCAUACAAUGUAUACACAAAGCACUCUGUAAUAUGCAGCUCCUGUACCAUUACUGCGAAAUAAAUGUACCCGUUCACUGA
Messenger RNA from Acanthochromis polyacanthus (spiny chromis), 5691 nucleotides. It is a transcript of the gene asap3, whose product is annotated as ArfGAP with SH3 domain, ankyrin repeat and PH domain 3. The record is from RefSeq and is a predicted model, not a curated record. Bases 313 to 3318 code for a protein of 1001 amino acids. Gene Ontology annotation, cellular component: cytoplasm. The transcript is spliced from 26 exons. Gene Ontology annotation, biological process: positive regulation of GTPase activity. Lineage: Eukaryota; Metazoa; Chordata; Actinopteri; Pomacentridae. Gene Ontology annotation, molecular function: GTPase activator activity; protein binding.